AUGGCGGGAACCGAGCAGAAGCAGCUCCUAGCUCUGAUUCGCGACUUCGCCUCUGAGAAACCGCAAGGAGAGAGAAGACUGAUUGGUUCGAAGAAACGAGAUCAAGACCUCCACGCCGAGCUUGAAAUUGUGAAUGCGGAGGUAGACCAGGCUAAGCGGUUCAAGGAGAGUGCCGAACAGAAGCUCAAAGGCUACGAGAUUGAAUUAUCCAUGCUUGAUGCUUCGGUUCAGACGAUGCAGUCGAGAAAUUCUCUGCUCCAAAAUCAGAUCUCCGCAGCCGGAUCUGAACUGGAGAAGCUUAAGAUGUUGGAGGUCAACUCUCGGCUAAGGAAUUUCCACCAGAUGGUAUCAAGUGAGACUGCUGCAGAGAAGACAGGUACUGAAGUUGAUCAAGGAAAUCUUGAUGCUAUGCUUACACAAGUCAACUCUGAGAUAGCAAAGGAGGCACAAGCAUACCAAGCUGAGGAAAAUGUUCAGAAGCAAAUCCAGCUGGAGUAUGGUGACCUUGAGGGGAAGAUUUCUUUGGUAGAGACAAUAAUGAAAGAGUGUGAAGCAUUGCAGGAUUUAAGAAGAUAUCCUUGGUUCUGUCUACUCCAUCUUUCAUUUAGAAUUUGA
Molecule: messenger RNA, 615 nt
Organism: Linum trigynum
Lineage: Eukaryota; Viridiplantae; Streptophyta; Magnoliopsida; Malpighiales; Linaceae
Source: the annotation of a GenBank genome assembly